Molecule: messenger RNA, 2666 nt
Organism: Orbicella faveolata
Lineage: Eukaryota; Metazoa; Cnidaria; Anthozoa; Scleractinia; Merulinidae
Product: ciliary microtubule associated protein 1A-like
Cellular component (GO): cytoskeleton
Source: RefSeq, a predicted model, not a curated record
CAUUGAAAUCUCCAUAAUUUGGAAAUUUAACUCUGCAGCAUUUUAAUUGUGAGUCUUCCCGUUAAGAAUUUUCUUUUGUGGAAUGUUAUAAAGUAGGGUGAAAGUAUUAUUUUCAAUUAUAGAAAUUUAGAUUUUCCUUGGAGGAAGUCAAAGAGUGGGACUGUCGAUCGCAAAGUGUGCUCUAUAUAUAGUUGUCAAACAAUGUAUUGUCGUUUUAUGAUUUUGUGUCAUUAACAAAGUGGCCGUCCCGGCGGAUUCUCAAUUGGGGGCGCCAAAAUUUAUCCGCGCGCAGCCUAUUGGUCCAAAUUAUGGUGUAUGAAUAAUUAAUCCCAUUAGAGUUGAUUGAUUCGUCCGUGCGUGACAGCAAUAGACAGACAAGUGUCAUAUUCCAUCGUUCCAUUCCUUGGAGAUCAAGAAGGCCUUGUGUUUACGGUUAAGAUUCGCCACACUUUCUGCGUUGGUCGACGCUUUAUCCAGCAAAUUUUAAGAAAAUCAGGUUCAUCUCUAAACAACGUUGAAUUUAACAAAGUUUUGGAGAGGCAAAGACGAAGUUCGGAGCGCGCUUUUCUGUAAAAUAGUUCGACAAACUUCUGUCGUCAUGGCGGAGGAUGAGAGAAGACGUCCCAUGAUUGGAGCGAUGUUCCGUGGACCAGGGCCGGCGGCUUACCAGCUACCAGGAUCAACAGGCUACAUUGGACACGACUACACAAAACACAAGAAGGCAGCUUACAGUUUUGGCUCUCGAACGUGGAAAAAUCAGCAAUCGCUGGGGCCAGGACCGAAGUACAGGAUUACAGAUGUGACACGCUUCGGCCCCGAAGGCACUCCGAAAUAUACUCUCAAAUCUCGCACAAACUCACAAGGAAAAUUUCAGACGCCAGCUCCAUGGGAUUAUCAAGCUGAGAAGAAUCCUGUUCAGAAGCAUCCCUUCCCUCCACAUUAUUCAUUUGGACUGCGCACACCCUACGGCAAAAACGACAACAAUCCAGCUCCAAAUAACUACAACAUGCCUGUGAUUCUUGGCCCCAAGUCUGUGGGAAAGAAGUCCUCAGCUGCUUUCUCCAUGACAAGUAGAUCAAAGAUUGGAAGUUUUCAUGAGGAUUUGCAAAAGACCCCGGGACCAGGCACAUAUAAAGUGAUUGACCCGAAUAUCUACAAAGAUAGGAAGCCAAUCUUUUCAAUGAAUGCUCGUAACUACGCACCUGGCGAUAGAACCUUGAAACCAGGACCUGGAGCUCAUAGACCAGAAAUGUUCUGGGUACACAGGAAGAAAGCUCCCAGUUUUCAUUUUGGUAUCAGGCAUUCUGAGUACAUUGCACCACUGAUUGUGGAUCCUAUUGAUUAACUCAGAUUUCCUGCCCUUUCUUAUGAUUACAGUCUAGUUCCAGAAUAUAAACCAUAUCCCACUCCCUCAAUAAAUCACUUGGGCACCAUCCACACUACACCAGGAGAAAGUUGAAAACGUAGCUUUAUUUAGCCUCCGAACAGAUUCCUGGCGACGAUGGAAAAAAAAUUUGGCCAGCACAAAACAGAAGAAUGAGCAAAGCAAUCGGGUGGGACACGCUCACUGGGAGCCUGUUCGCAAGCUGAGCUUUAUUCCACAGUAGGCCAGCUUUUCUAAAACGAUCCUCAGACAGACAGAAUUUGAAAAUGCUGGCUUUGUGUUUAAGAGUGAAUGGAAAACAUUUGAAAACGGAGCUUUUCCAAAACAAUGACUUCAUGAUAAUUAUGUGAUGUCCCUGUUUGGUUUAUGGUUUAACUUUCUGGAACAAGACAUCUGUUAAAAAAAAAAUCACCAUUCAUUCAGUUAUAAUUUAACUACCGUCAAUCAAAGUUAAUGUUGAUAUAAUUUGCGAAAGAAUAUUUUAAGAAUUUGUUGCUUUUUAACCUAGGUGUACGAUUUGUACCUGAAAGAAUAGACAACGAAGUAAACAGUUGAAGGCCGUUUGGAGCAAAAUGUAAUAUAUAUACAACUGUUGUCAUUUCUGUCUCUCUUUAGGGUAUAUUUCGGAUACAGCUCAUGCACUGAAACUGAAAAUUCAAAGAAUUAACUGAAAUGUCUGCUUGCAAAAUAGUUGCAAAAUAAACAGCACUACUCAGUAGCUUUCAUUUGAAUGGUCGCACAGUAGGGUUUCAUCCACCUUGUACAGCAUAAUAAACCGUACCACAUGAAAGUACUGCUUAAUAGCUUUGAAUUGAAUGGUCGCACACUAGACGUUUAUCCGAAGACUGAAACAUUAGGAGCAGCCCAGUUUUGUCUCUGAAACUGUCUGUUAAAGCCAAUAUUAAUUUUGUAAAUAUUUUAGAUGUCUGAUUGUUAAGUAAUACUUUACGUAAAUCUCUAUGGAACUAACAAAAAAGGAAAUUAAACAAACGACAGGGAUUUCUCCAACAAUUAUCUCAAAUCCAAAAGUAAACCUUUUAAGAUCGUUAAUACAUUAUUUUUAUUUUUUUUUUAACCACAAGUGUUGGUGGUUGUUUAAGCUCUUUGCUGCCUUUUGUAGUUAAUCUAAUUUAUGUUGUAUGGUUCAGUCUUUAACACAGUCCUUUAGCCAUGUAGUAAAGAUAUUUUAGAGUCUUUAUUUUUAUCACGAGAGUGCUACAGCUUUGUGUAUAAAGAAAGCUUUAAUGGUUGUGUGCACGUAAUAAAUUUUUAUUGAAAGUCA